Physella acuta is the source of this 4194-nucleotide messenger RNA. RefSeq names its product beta-1,4-N-acetylgalactosaminyltransferase bre-4-like. Gene Ontology annotation, molecular function: galactosyltransferase activity. Gene Ontology annotation, biological process: carbohydrate metabolic process. NCBI's taxonomy places the organism in Eukaryota, Metazoa, Mollusca, Gastropoda, Physidae. Gene Ontology annotation, cellular component: Golgi apparatus. The record is from RefSeq and is a predicted model, not a curated record.
CGGAUAUCUGGGUGUGUUGUUUUUAUGGUUGUUGUGUUUUUUUUGACGGGUUACUUGGAGCCGAAAAGUUUAUCCAAACGAUGUACUGUUAAUGAUACCACGUGAACAAAAAAUAAAAUUGUGCGUUCUUUUUUUAAAACUGGAAAAUUUUAAAUCACUGCUAUUUAGAGAAUGUUGGUACUAGAUCGACGACAGGUCGCUGGAUUAGUCUCCCUUGUGUGUUUAAUCUCCCUUGGCGUGAAUAUUUUCUUCAUCAGCUCAUUCCAAGGGACAAAAUUCUCAACUCUAGAAAAUUUAGUUUGGAAGAAAAGCAUUCUACAUACUCCAGCGGUGCCUCCAUUUUCGAGAUUUCAUUUUGGUGAUGGCGUUAUAAAUGAAGAGGAACCGGUAACAGACUUAACAUUAGCAUCGAAAACCGCGGCAAAACAACUAACACUAUCAGACGAUAAAAAUAAUAAUAGAAAUGGCGACAAUGUUACGCAACACCGGGAAGCAAAUCCACUUGUAAAUAAGUUGCAACUUACAAAAUCAAAUUUAUCUGAAAAUAGUUCUGUGAACAAAACAGUAUUAAAAAAUGAACACACGAGUGAGAUUAACACAAACAUGAACAAGAAUGAGACGAAGAAAGGGCCAGCCCAAAGACUUGCCGAGACUUUAGAAAAACGGUUCAAGGAGGAAGAACAGAACGAUAUCCUCCGUAUUGAUCUACCUACUGAUACUGAGCAGUUGAAUGAUAGCCUAUUGUGUCCAAGCAAGCCACCAGGCCUGCUUGGUCUUCUAGGAGGUUUCAGUGAGUUCGUCAAACCAGAAACUCUACAGAACUACUACCCCGAUAUGUACGCUGGUCGUAUGAGACCCGCCAGCUGCCUGCCCCGGGAGCGUCUGGCCAUCAUAUUACCCUACAGGAACCGUUACGAACAUCUGCACAUUGUACUCAACAACCUCCUGCCGUUUUUAGCACGCCAGCAGGCGGAUGUGACGUUUUUUGUUAUAGAACAGGCAUCCAACUCAACGUUCAACAGAGGUGCCCUGUUAAACAUCGGAUUCCUUGAGGCUGAGAAAAUCUCCAGCUUCGACUGUUACAUCUUUCACGACGUCGACCUCGUGCCGUUAAACGACAACAACCUGUACAGGUGCGGCCCCCAGCCUCGGCACUAUGCCGUGGCCAUCAACAAGUACGGCUACAAGCUGUUGUACUCCGGCUACUUUGGGGGCGUGGUCGGGUUCUCCAAGGCACAGUACCUGGCCAUCAACGGCAACUCCAACCUGUAUGUGGGCUGGGGAGGGGAGGACGAUGACCUUUUGCUCAGGGUGAAAAACAAAAACAUGACGGCAGUGAGAUACGAGAACAACAUAGCCCGCUACGACAUGAUCAAACAUACACGGGACUCCGGGAACGAGCUCAAUCCAAUAAGGUCUGUCUUACUGAGGAGCGCCAAACAGCGCCAAGAUAUAGAGGGACUUAACUCCGUCAAAUACACUGUCAAGAGCAUCAGGGCCUACAGCCUUUACACAUGGAUCACGGUGGCGUUAGACACUACACAGAUGCUUAAGACGGGUCCUAUCUAUACUUUACAAGACAUCAGCAUAGCCAAACUUAGGUGGGCGAAGGAAAAGCAAGAAAAACUGGCCAUAGCCAAUGCCGAGAAAUUGGCUGCCGAACGCAACAAAAAUCUGGCAGGAAAAAACAGUACGGACGUCCUAGAAAGUAACCCUGACAUUACUAAAAUAAACCAAGGAAAUUCAAAUCAGACCAAAACAUCAAACACAAAUUCACCACAGCCUGUUUUACAAAAGACCUGAGGAUCUGUUGUUAUUUUACGCAAUUUGUUUGAAAUGAAUCUCUUUUUAAUAUUUUAACCUGUGAUCAUAAUGUAUAUCCAGUAGUGGUCUAGCUACGAUGUUACGGGCUUGUGGAUUGGCUCAAGGUUCUGCCUCUUUACAAGCUUUUAUUUAAUUCGCAACGUCUGUUUGUGGGUUUGUGGCAAAUCUAGUAGCUCAAUUUUGACCAACUUUUAAUGCAGUGAUUUCGUUCAAAUUUUCAAGAUACCUUCGUCUUUGAUGACAAUGCAUGAAUAUUUAUUUUCGAAUUUUAUUAUAUGUUAAAUUAGUCAUUAAAAAUAAAGUAAGCGGUUACAAAACUAAGGGGACAUAACAAGAUUGAAUGCUAGAGAUCACUCGUUGGAUUACUAUAUUCAAUUACAAAACCAAUCACCCAACUUGAAGUCACGUGCCAUAAAAGCUGUUCGCUCAUGCUGUAUUCAAUAUUGUGUUCCAAGUCUCCGUAGAGUUUUGACAAAAAUUCGUAUCGGCUGAAGCCAAAAAAAAAACAACAAUAAACAGGGACGGAGUGGUCUAGCGGUAGAGAGCUGGACUGCUAACCCGUAAGUCUCGAGUUCGAAUCCGGGUUCAAGUCAGUAGACCUCCCUGAGUCCACCCAACCCUGAUAGGUACCUAACUCACGUUAGGGAAAGUAAAGGCGGUUGGGCAUAGUGCUGACCACACUAUCUCUUCAUAUGCCGAGGUCAAAGAAACAAGUGAACUCUACUUCACUUACCCCAUAGACCGUCAGGUUUGAAAGGGAAACUUUACUUUUAUUAUAGAUAAACAAAUAUUAUGUUUUUUUUUUAAAUUAUAAUCUUAUAGUGAAUCAGCGUGGUCGGGUCGGUAAAGCUCAGCGUAACUAAAUCGUGAAAGUCCCGGGCAGAUGAGGCUGUAUAGCUGGGAAAAACAACCAAUGUAAGAGAGACCACUCCAAAAUAAAAAUAAAAAUAAAAACUCCUUCCUCGUAGUUUGUUCUUGGUUGGACAAAAACUAACGAAGUAAAUCCAAAAAGAAAAGCAGGCUAAAAUUGGAUUCAUCGGCCUAUAAGGGGCAUAAUAAGUUGACACGUAAUACUUAAUUGUGUUGCAUUGAAAACCCCUUCCAACAUUACAAUUAAGGAAGAAAAAAAAAAGGUUUUAAAUGAACUGAAAAAAGGAUUUUUUUUUUCUUUCUUAAAAAGCAUUGGUUGCCAAAAUAUGUAUGAAAUUUCAUAAGCGAACAAUAUUUUAAGAACGGAAUGAUUGGAUCAAAAAGAGGGUUAAAAUUGCCACAAAACCACAAAUAAACAACGUGAACUUAAAAAUAGCCAAUAAAAACUCAAACAUAAAGAGUUAUAAAAGCUGUUUUAAGCUUUUAAAACACACCAAAUCUGUCACAGCAUAUGACAAGUUUGAGGUCUAAGCUCUCUAUGUUUACAGACUUGCCAGUUUUAUUUUAUUUUGUUAAUAUUAAUUAAUUUCAGAAAUGGGCACAAUAAAAUCUAUGAUGAAAUGGAUUUUCUUAAUUCGUGUGCUCGAUCAUAUUUUGACAAAAAUUGUGUUUAAAAAUUGAUGAAUAAUAACAUGAAUGUUGCACAGCCUUAUGAUUAUGUGUUCUAAAAAUGUAUAUGUUUUCACGAAUAUGGUUGUACUAAAAUACAACAAAGACGUAUAGAAUUGACGUUUAGGCUAUUAUUGCUACUUCAGCUUGUUCUAACACCCCCGUCCCACGACCUUUGCAUAAUCUCUAACUCUAAUGUUGAUUACCAAAGUAAAAAUUCCAGCGAAAUAUAAACAGCAAUGCAGUAACUUGCUAAAUCUUGUGGGUAGGGUUUGAUCAGGGGUCGUUUAGAAAGACUGCACACAUCUGAAGUGAAUAUGGGUCAGGUAUUGUGGGACAUUGUGCUACGUAUGUGGGUGGGGGGAAGUAAUGGUUAUGUAUGGACAGGUCCAAAAUUUUGUAGCAUUGAACUACGUGAGUGUUUGUGGGGUGGAGGGGUCAGAUAGUGGGAGACGGGUCUAGAAUUUUGUGACAUUAUGUUAUAUAGAGUGGGGGGGAUGUUAGGAGAGAGAUCCAAAUUUUUGUAGCAUCAAGCUACGUGAGUGUGAGUGUGUGUGGGGGGUGUGGUAGGGGGUAAGAUAUUAGGAGAGGGGUCCCGAGCUGUGUGACAUUUUGCUAUAUAGAGGGGGGUAUGUAAGUAGAGAGGUCCAAAGUUUUGUAACAUAGAGCUACAUAUAAUCCCCCAUCACAGAGGGGUUAGGGGUUGGGUCAGGUAUUGAAUGAGGGGUCCGGAUUUAUGUUACAUUCAACAGUGUUGUUUUUUGUUGUUGUUUUUAAAGAACACUUUUAUAAAAAUAAUUUUAAUUUACGCUUUCGUUUUGGUUUUCUAUU